AUGGGCAGAAAAGACUCCAAACAACCACUAUCAUCAUCGGAAAACAUUCAAAAAGUUGAACAUGUAGAUUCCAACAGCACUUCCGAAAUUAAAAGGAAGAGAGAAUUUCACCUGAAUGAUGAUGAUGCAUUGUCUCGAAAACAUAAUGUGAAAAAGAACAAAUUACUUCAUAAAAAUUCAACAAAUGAAAUGAAACAAAGCUCCUGCUUGGCAGUACUCUCUCAUGAUGAGCUUGGAUGGAUUUUGAACUUUCUUUUAACUGGAGAAGUCUUGAUGUUGAGCUUUUGUUCCAAAUCAAUGUAUCAUUCAGUGUUUUCUAUUGUGAAAGAACAGUUUAAAUAUGAUGCAAGUGAAGCAACUUUAACAAUGAGAGACAUUUCAUGGACAUUAACUGGAGCAUUACGAACUCGAAAGCAAUUAAUUGUUUCAGAACGUAACGUAGAAAAAGUGAAGGAGAUUGUGAAGGAAAUUGCAACACGAGGUGGUUCAUUACAUGAAUUAUCUAGAAGAUGGAUAUUUAGCGUGGAUUGCAGUAGUACUGAAAUAUUUGAAAUGUUGAGCAUUGCAUCAAGAAACAACAUGAGAACUACUGCCAUUGUUUUUGAAAAGGAAUGUUUCAACAAUGAUGUAGAGGAGUUUGAAACUGCCAUUACCCAUUCAGAGUUGAUUUGUACGCAAGCUCCAAUGGGAUUUCACCUUAAGAAUUUAGUGUUGGAUGGAAUGUCUCUUAGUAGAUGUGACCUUCUUAAAUUAUUGUCACAAACUAAUGCUCUUGAAAAAUUAGAAAUUACUAUUUACUCAGGAACAGAAGACUACAUUUUUCAAGACGAUGAAAACAACAUUUACGUACCAAUUUUGGAGUCACUUAAAUUCUUACGGAUAAAUCACGAUUCUGAUAAUGGUAGCCCAGAAAAAUUUAGCAUUGAUUUACUGAGAUUAUGUCCACAGUUGGAGACAUUUGAGUACAUAUUUUCUUGCGUGCAUGAAGAGUUGUUCAUAUCUCUUGCAAAGAUGUGCCCAAAAUUGACACGUUUGAUCAUUACUUGUACUGACAUGGAAACAGGGGAUAACCUUUCUGAAGAAACCAUUUACCAGUUAUUACAAGCGUUUCCUAAGUUAGAACAUGUUGACAUUAAUCUGUGCAGCGAAAUCAGUGGAGAUAUUUUUAAAAAGAUUAGUGAAUUUCCAUUUUUGAAGUAUUGUAGUAUUACCAGCUGCUACGAUUUUUUGAAUUUGUCAGGACCUAUUUGUUUUGGGGGUGGAAUUCUUCCCAACCUCGAAUACUUCAAUAUUGGAGCAUAUUUUAAUUUUGCAACGACUUUGGAACGCGAGAAUUUCACAACAAAUAUUCGAACACUUGCUCCCAACCUAAAAGAAUUUGGCAAUAUGCAGCAAUUUGUUGACAAAAAAGUACUAGUGGACCUCUUUGCAGAUACCUUAACGACACUUGAGCUUGAUUUGCCUCAAAUGAUCAAAAUUCCUCCCAAAGUCACUUAUCUGACGAUCCAGAUUGGCGACGGACGUGACCUUACUGUACCUUUAUGUUCCAACAAACCAAACGUUAUGAUCAAGAAGCUAAAAUUGGUAAUGAAGAAGAUUGGUAAAAAGAGAUUACCGUCUCUACUACCGUUUUUGGAGCAAGUAGCAACUCUAUUUCCUUGUAUUACACAUUUUAGACUUGAUUAUUUUGACAAACGUAAAUAUGUAGAGCCAAUUCUAUUGACUCUUAUGGAAAAUACAUCCAUUUGGAAGGACUUACAAUAUUCGCAUAUCGACGUCAAGAAAGUAGACAAGUUUGUGAAGGCAAGACCAAGGAUUGCACUAAAUACUUGGAGAUACUACGAUCGUUCCUCAAUGGAACUGCAAAUGAAGGACCUCUCGGUAUUCUAUUAUCAUUGGUUAGUGCAAGAUCAACACUCUUUUGAUGAGAAAUGGUAA
Molecule: messenger RNA, 1938 nt
Organism: Naegleria fowleri
Lineage: Eukaryota; Heterolobosea; Eutetramitea; Acrasida; Naegleriidae
Exons: 3
Coding region: 1-1938 (645 amino acids)
Source: RefSeq, a predicted model, not a curated record